AUGGAUUCCAAACCUAGGGGCGCAAACAGGUCAACGAAAGUCGCAGGGAAACUAAAAGUCUUACCAGAACAACCUGAGGACCUGCCUGUUCUAGGUUCAAAACCUCCUUACUCACCCCCCAGAGACAACGUCGAAAGCACGGGAACAACAGGGGAUAGUGACGAUGGUGAUGUAGAAGAGAACGACGAUUCACAGGAGUACGAUGUUGAGGUUUAUAACCAGAUAUCUCUCAUACCCGAGGGGACAGCUCGCCGAGACGCGUUGCGAUUAACGAAGAAGAAAGCAAAGUCCCUACCACGAGUCACAGCAUACGCUACAGCGAGUUCCUACCGAAUGAAUGAUUUGAUGAAGUUUUUCAAUGCCAGAAGAAAUGCUUACCACACAGAUCCAAAACUGAUUGACGAUGUAAUAUAUACCCCUUAUGUGUACGACCCGCCGCCCAACUCCCAUGAAACACGGUCAUCCCUGCCACCGACGGGCGAUUUGUUAGGCAUCCCAGAACUCAGAGAAGAUGGGGACAUGGACCAGGAAGAACCAACUAAAAAGAGGAAAUCGAGCAAAUUUGACACUACGGCCACCCAGGCUGAGAUAUUUAUGUUUGACUACGGCACUGUUGUAAUUUGGGGCAUGUCAGAAGCGCAGGAAAAGAGGUUUUUGUCGUCUAUAAAACGUUUCGAAAUCGAUCGACUAGCAUCUGAGGACAUUGAAAUGGAAGAUUUAAAUUAUUAUUAUGCAAACUAUAGUCGAAUAUACAACGAUGUUAUAACAUUGCGGAAGGGCUCAAGUUAUAUGACGAAACUUUCAUUAUCGCACGCACUAUCUCAAUCAGUGAAAAUCUCUUUGUUUGAAGAAUUGAUCUCAUCUAAAAUUGAAGAAACUAAAGACAUCCCAGAAGUAAUCAGCGAAACGGGAAAAAUCGGAAUGCCACACAAAGAAAUCAUGCAAAAGAUUGGACAACUGUUCCUCCUGCGUACAAAUAUCAAUUCCGUCGGUUCAGUUCUCGAUUCUCCUGAAGUGUUUUGGGUGAGUGUUUUGCUCGGACGUCCUACAUGCACUUAUCCCGAUCUCCAACCGCUUUACGAUGCUGCUCGGAGCUAUCUCGAAAUCCCACAGAGAAUCAACCUGUUGAAUACCCGUGUCGAAGUUCUUCAGGAUAUGCUCCAACUUCUGAAGGAAUCGGUGUCUAGCAAACAUGCUGAGCGCUUAGAGCAAAUUGUCAUUUUCUUAAUCGGCAUAGAAAUCGUGCUAGGGAUCAUCACAAUUCUUGUCGACCUAAUGGCGGCUUAA
Psilocybe cubensis is the source of this 1287-nucleotide messenger RNA. RefSeq lists its product as uncharacterized. The transcript has 13 exons. The record is from RefSeq and is a predicted model, not a curated record. Bases 1 to 1287 code for a protein of 428 amino acids. Lineage: Eukaryota; Fungi; Basidiomycota; Agaricomycetes; Agaricales; Agrocybaceae.